CAUCUGCGGAGAUAACCCACCGGCCCUGCCGUUUUCAGUCGCCUGCGUCCUCAUACCUCCCUCUCUCCGCUUUGUUGGCGGAGUUUAUGCGGCUCCGCUUCGCUCCUCCUCCAGUUUGCCAUCUGUACUCAGAGCUCUGUGCGUCUACAGGUUGAGCGUCUCCAGGAUUGGUUUAAAACAAUCGCAACAGGUUACAAGUGCGUUAAUGAAUCCGAGAGCGUUCUCGAGUGGGCGAAAUGUAGGAACAACAUAACUUAUUAAACCAGCGUUAACGUUUCAGUCAUCACCUAUUUGGAUUGGCUCAUUUAUAUUAGUGUGAAACUCUGCGCGAAAGUUCAUCAUGGUUUCGUUGCUGGAUUUAAGCGCUCUUGUUCUGUCGCUCGUUUGGGGAUAUUGCGUCCUGGCGGAGACGGUCUUUACAAACUUUACUCUGGACAACGAGGUCCACUCUAGUUUCAUCCACCGGCGCUUGAAGAGCCAGGAGCGCCGGGAGAUGCAGCGGGAGAUCCUGUCAAUCCUCGGGUUACCGCACCGGCCGCGUCCGCACCUCCACGGCAAGCACAACGCCGCGCCGAUGUUCAUGCUGGAUCUGUACAAUGCCAUGUCCACUGAGGGAGAGGAGGAGGGCUUCUCGUACCCCUACAAGCCCGUUUUCACCACUCAGGGACCGCCGAUCGCGACCCUUCAGGACAACAACUUUCUGAACAACGCGGACAUGGUCAUGAGCUUUGUUAAUCUAGGAACCCGAUGCUGCGAUUCCGUCUGCCCUGGCUUUCGUUCAGCGCUGCCGUCGCACCUGGGAGAGAGUCAGGGAGGUUUUGGUCCGAACCUCAGGACGAACCAAAGCAGCAGCCGAUCGCCGCCGGUCCUCUCCCCCAACCUAUGUGUGUGGCCAACGGGUAUGGCUUUCUACCAAGGAUCUGCCUCUCCGGGUGCCUUCUCGGAAGCUGGCACCCAGAUUCAUUGGGCCAUGCCGUGUCACCAAGGUGGUUAAUCCGGUGGCUGUCAGGCUCAAGCUCCCUCCCGCUUUUGGUCAGGUUCACCCUGUGUUUCAUGUCUCUAGGGUUAAACCUGUGUUUUCUUCUCCUCUUAACCCUGCCGGCGAUCGUCCCGA
This is a messenger RNA of Sinocyclocheilus grahami, 1114 nucleotides long. Its product is annotated as bone morphogenetic protein 7-like. Lineage: Eukaryota; Metazoa; Chordata; Actinopteri; Cypriniformes; Cyprinidae. The record is from RefSeq and is a predicted model, not a curated record. The coding region runs from base 341 to 994 and encodes 217 amino acids. The transcript is spliced from 2 exons.